Messenger RNA from Punctularia strigosozonata HHB-11173 SS5, 585 nucleotides. RefSeq lists its product as uncharacterized. The record is from RefSeq and is a predicted model, not a curated record. The annotation marks the transcript as partial. The transcript has a single exon. Lineage: Eukaryota; Fungi; Basidiomycota; Agaricomycetes; Corticiales; Punctulariaceae.
CUAAAAGGCUUCCGGAUCCCGGGGGCAACGGAGGCCAUCAUCACGGCAUUAUUCGCCGACGACACGACUGUAUAUUUGUCCGCAGAGGACAGAUACAGUGAUCUCCUCGACAUUCUAGACGGAUGGUGCAGAGCGUCGCGAGCAAAGUUUAACAAAAACAAGACGGAAAUCAUACCGAUAGGUACCGUAGAGUUCCGCGAGAGGGUGUGGCAGACGAGGAAGAUCGACACGAACGAAACGGAAACGAUUCCACCAGACGCGAGAAUCUUGAAAGACGGGGAGGCGGCCAAACUGCUUGGAACCUGGAUCGGGAAUGGAAUAGACGAGGCAGGCGUAUGGUCGGACACGGUGGACAAGGUGAAACGAAGCCUAGAUAGAUGGCAGGUAGCAAGACCAACGCUGCGAGGGAAGGCCCUCGUCGUACAGAUGGUUGUUGGAGGACUCACCCAAUAUAAAACGAGAGUCCAAGGAAUGCCGAACACGGUGCUAGAAGACUUGAACAAGAUGAUACGGAGUUUUAUGUGGGGAGAAGGCCGUGCAUCCCCGAUAGCAAUGGCCGAACUCCAACGACCCACAGAAGAAGGA